UCCUCGCCAACACACACACGGUUCAGAAAGAACAGAAGAAAGAAAAGAAAGAAGAAAAGGAAAGAAAGAACGAAAGGGGAGGAAGGAGAGGGGGAUCCGAGAGAGAGGAAGAGAGCGCCGGGGAAGGAGAAGCUCGCCGCUGCCAUGGCGUCCUGCUGCUCGCGUCGCGGAAGAGAGAUGCGCGAAAGAGGAGGGGCCGAUUCUGACACCGCCACGACGCCGUGCUCCACGUCGUCGUUGCCACUGUUCCGUCACGAGAGAAGGACGCGCGAGGAAGGAAACAAAACCGCGAAGGAGCUCAGCAACGGAGAGAGGAGACGCGCGUCGGAUCUAUUGCCGCCGGUUCGCCCAGCCGAUCCGUCGCCAAACUGCGUCGCCUCUGUGAAGCUGUCUCCGUCGCCGCUGCCAGAGGUCGCCAUCGGAGCUGCUACUCCACUUCUGUCAUUCUUCUUUUCGCAGGUUAAUUUUUAUGGGUUUGCAUGUCAAAAAUUGAGAUUGAUGCUAAGCCACUGGAGCUUUUGGACGCUGUCAGAGCUACUGCCGGUUAAGUUCAGGUGGCUGCUGGGUCGUUCUUUUAUUCCAGAAUUAGAAACUGAGUUUGCAUGUUGCGAUUAAGGCUGUUUCUGCUGUUGAGAAAGCAAGUGGAGCUAAGGUUUCAGUUGACGUUGAUUUCGAGCUGAGGAAAAAGAAUUCAGUUGACACGUAUGGGUUAUGGUUUCACUUAUCGAGGUAGGGGCCUUCUUCGGAAAACUAUUCUUUAAUAUUGGGGAUUGUUAUAUAUUGAUAUUGAUGUGAGAAGUAUAUCUUUAGUGAUUAUAUAAGUCUUAUGUAUUGUUUGGUUGUAUUGGUUGGAUAUGAAUGUUUGUUUAACUGGAUUAUUGUUUAGUUUUGUUAAACGAAUGGUUCUUGAAGUUGUUUCCUUAAAGUUUUGAAAUUGAGUUUAAUCUGUUGAAAAUGAAGUUGUUUCUUGAAAUAUGAGAAUGAUAUGAAUUCUCGGGAUUAGUCUGAUUUUAAACUGAUUUGGUUUUAAACCCAUGGAAGGGGUUGCGGAAUGGUUUGGUUGGGACCCGAAAUGGGUGACAAAGUCCAAGUUUUAGGGGAGAUGCUGCCGAAUUUUUAUGAAAUUUAAGAUUCUAUUUUAAAAUGUGAUUUAGAAAACGAAUGAAUUUUAGAGGUUCUAUUAUUUGGUUCUUGAUUUAUUAAGAAAUAGGUAUUCCGGGUUUAAUCUGUUUAAAGAAAGUUUAUGUUUUAAGAUUGAUUUAAAUAUGAAAGAACCUAUAUUUUGAAGUUUGAUUAAAGAAGUACUUUUGGAGGAGUUUUAGUGAAUUUUAAAAGAAAUUGAACUUUGAUUAAAUAAAUUUGUUUUGCUUUUGAAAUAUUCUUUAAAUUUUGACUUAGCAAGACUAAAUAAUUCCGAGCCUUGGAAAGGUUUCUGAUUUAAGAAUGAAAUGAAAUUUAUUUUUGCGCUUAAAUAACUUUGGUUUUGAAGGUGGUUCGGAACUUUUGGCUUACGUGCCUUGAUGUUGAUUUUUAAUCUUCGUUUUAAUUGAUUUCAAUUUAGGUAACUAUGAUUCCGAGAAUUUCUAAAGAAUUUGAGAAAUGUGGCAGGUUAUUUUUUCUAGAGUCUUGAGUUUUUGCCAAUGUUGUUAAUUAAUAAUUCUGAUUUGAAAUAGUUAAACAAAUGAUUUAAAAGUGAAGGAUUGAGUCUUUUCAAAGAAAAUUCCUUUUUGAUAUGAUAUUUUUUAAAGUCUUUUGGAAAUUUUAGAAAAUGUCACAUAAGGUGGCUAAGUUUUGAAAGAGAAUUGGUUUUGAGAAAACAAGUGGAUUAUGAACUUGGAAUAAUUUAAGAUAUGAGGAAUUUUGAAUUUUGAGACAAAGAUGAGUUUGAUUUUUGGUUUUUUAAAAAAAGUGAUUUGAGGAGAAAGUGAUAUAUGACAGGAAUGAUGUUUUGACUUGAUAUGAAGUGUUAAUGAAGUGCGAAAAUGAUGAUGAAUAAAUAUGUGGCUUUUACACUUCUUUUAUCUGAGAUACGAGUUUUCCUGGAUAAAGUACCGUGGCUUGCCACCACGUGUUCCAUGUUGAGACUUGAUAUUCUGUUGACACUAUGUCGUAAGGGUGACCGUGCACUUAUAAAUUUCCGGGAAGGUUAACUCCCAUUGAGUAAAGUUUUAAAUAUAUGUACAUGAAUUAUGAAUGAAAAGAGUAAAAGCUAUUCAUAGACUCAUGGGAUGCGCGAUGGAGGACAGUCCAGGGUUUAGUAGCCGGACUUGUCAGGUUGGCUUGAUAACCGACAGAUGAGAUUUAUAAGCCAUAGGGCAGGCAUUCAUCAUAUGCAUCUAUGUGACAUUGUUUGGGUAUGCAUAUUGUAAUUGGUUUGCCUAUGUGAAUAAUUAUGUUUAAUUGUUAAUUGCUCAACUUGAUGUAACUGCUUGAUUGUGUUUGAACCUUCUUACUUGUAUUUGUGACUGAAAUUAGUUGAAUUUGUGGUGAAUUGGCUGUGGAUUGAUUUGUUUGGGUCUAAGGACGUGGUUGAUUAUGAGAUGGGGCGAAGACCAUGUUUGAUUUGAGUUUUUGGUUUAGAAAAGUAUGAAAAACUAAACUGGUUCAGUAUAGACUUAAUGAACCUAUGUUUGGAACAACUUGGUCAUUCAUGCUGUCUAGAAAAAACUUUUAAAAAAAGGAUUUUAGAUCUUUGAUAAAUUAACAACUUUUCUUUUCAGAAAGGAUUUUGGAUUUUGAAAAAUCUUUAGUUUUGAAAAGAUGUAUAAAGCGGUUAUUAAUCACUGUAUUUUUAAAAACAGUUUUAUUUCACGUAUCUUAUUAUAGUAAUUCUCUAACCCUAUACUGAGAAUCAGCGAAGACGAUGUUCUCAGUUUCCUACAGAUUUCUUCUUAUCAGGUUAUAGACGACAAAGUUCGGAAGAGCCUAUUUUAUUUAUUUUCUGUUCAAACGAUGUUUUAUGCUGUAUUAGUUACUUUUUUCCUCGCCUUUAUCUAUACAAGUUUUUAUAAGAGGGACAGGAAUUUGAUUAUGUAAUGCUUAUCAAUUAAUAAUAUGUAUAUAUAUAUAUAUAUAUGUAUCUUUAUGAGUAUUGUAAUUUGUAUUUUAAGCAUGGAUGUAUGUUUUGAAAAAUUUAGUUUAAAUUUUAAA
Arachis stenosperma is the source of this 3150-nucleotide messenger RNA. RefSeq lists its product as uncharacterized. The record is from RefSeq and is a predicted model, not a curated record. Lineage: Eukaryota; Viridiplantae; Streptophyta; Magnoliopsida; Fabales; Fabaceae. The transcript is spliced from 3 exons. Bases 145 to 615 code for a protein of 156 amino acids.